Stylophora pistillata is the source of this 1214-nucleotide messenger RNA. RefSeq lists its product as uncharacterized. The record is from RefSeq and is a predicted model, not a curated record. Lineage: Eukaryota; Metazoa; Cnidaria; Anthozoa; Scleractinia; Pocilloporidae.
AUUAGCGCAUCGUAACGUCUUCCAUUUAAAGCAAAGAAGCAAUUUCUUGAUUGUGUUGCCCGAGGAAUCAGGGAUUUUAGGUUUUCCUGAGAAAAAGGCAACAUGGACAAGCGAAUCUUUCUUUUGCUUAUUGUGCUGGUCGCCUUCUCUGUUGAAGCUAAAAAGAAAAUCCUCAAAAAGAAGCUAAAUCAGCUUAAAGGUGCAAAGAAAUGCGGAUACGGAUGCCCAUCAACCUGUCCUUGUCAGCCAACCUGCUGCCCACCACCUCCACCACCCCCACCUCCACCUCCAGUAUGCUGUCCCCCUCCACCUCCACCACCACCAAUAGCAACAAGUAGUCAGGCAGGGCUUAUCCACCAUCACUUCCACCCAGGACCACCUCCCCCUCCUCCUCCCCCUCCAGCUCCAUGCCCACCACCAUGUCACUUUGGACACACCGUGCACCACCACGUAUACCACGCCAGCCCACCAGGCCCCCCUCCAGCACCCAUGCCCUCUCCUCCACCCUUCUCCACUGAAUCACACGCUCAUGUCUUUGUCCACCACUCACAUCCUGGACCUCCACCACCUCCACCACCUCCACCCGCUCCGUGCCCACCCCCAUGCCACAGUGUUCAGACAGUCCACGUUCAACAACACCACUUCCCACCACCACCAUGCCCUCCACCCUGCCCUCCCCCAUGUCCGCCACCGUGCCCACCCCCAUGCCCACCACCCUGCCCUCCUCCUCCUCCACCCUGCCCACCCCCAUGUCCUCCAACUUGCACUCCACCAUGCAGUGCCUGCUGCAAGAAGGGAAAAGUCGACAAGAAGGGCAAGAAGAACGAUGAAGAAAAGAAGGACAAAGAGUAGACAAGAAGACUGAAGGAUGGCUGCUUAUUCAACGCUGCAAGGACUUUGUUUUAAGAUGAAUUGCGGAUAAGCACCCAGCGUUUGGGUUUUUAAACGUUGGGGCAGUGUAACUGUGUUGAAAACAUGUUUUUAAGCUAUAGUUAGUGGACUAACUGGCGUCAAUCUCAAAAGAGUUCGAAUUCAGGAUGAAUGUCUUUGUAAAUAAGGAUUACUCCAGUGUGAUGAAAUGGAACUUGACUAUAUGUCUUAGUUGAAUUCGAGUUCUUGGGAUCGUUUUGUUGUCAGAGCGGCUGUGAGAAAACAGCUUAGUCUUAUAUACAACUGAUGUUAUGUUGUCAAUUAAAUUAUGUUGAAACAAAAGA